UCUCUCCACUCUCUUUCUCUCUCUUUUUCUCUCUCUCGUCUGCCUUCCCUGCGCGCCGCCCGUCCGCCUUGCCGUCGCCACUUAAUCUCCGGCAACGCCGCACAACCACCACCACCGCGACGCCUCUUUCUAUCUCUCUAUCUCUUUAUUCUGACUUGGAGUUGUCGGAUUCAACUUGUGGAGAGCGCAGCCGCAGUUGCAGUGGUAGAUCUCCGGCAAUCGCAGCGGCAGCACCGCACAGCCACCAUCGAUCGUCGUCGAUCGCCGGAGAUCUGGAGUGGUAUUACUGUCGAUCGCCGUCUCCAUUGGGGCUGAGCAAUUAUCGAUCCCUAGAGUUCCAAUUUUGACCGAUGAUCCUAACCCUAAUUCCUCUUUCACGGCGCGGUAAACCGCCGCCUCGACCGAUUCACCGGGCUUCAUCUUCUCCGACAGCGGGCGGCCGCGGUGCCUCGACCGUGUGAACAGGAGGGACAGAAUCGGCGAGAGAGGCUCGCCCUCGGCGAUCUCCAGCCACAGAUUGUGGACAUUUUCCUUGUUGCUCUCUUCUCUCCUGAGUGAUAUUAGUGACCUGAUCUGCAAAACAUGAGUGUUAUAAUCUUGUUGAGUUUUAUUAUGGAAAUUAAAUUGAUUUAUUACACUCUUUUGUUGAGGUGAGGGCUCCUCUUAGGUACUUCCUUGUGAAGCAGAAGCUGAGAUGUUGAUGCUUUAGGUAGACGUUCACCCUCGUGCACUCCUUCCGUCCUGCAACGCGACGUGUUUCUUUGAGGCUAGCAGAUGUAUGAAGUAGCUAGUCAAGAAUAGAUUACAUACCAGAAGGCAUGAUUGUGCGUAUCUCAGUGCUUAUCUUGAGCAUUUCUUGCACUCUCGAUAGGGGGACGACCGUCGCCCUCGACUUCAGAAGGGAAGCUCCUCGGGUCUGGAUGGCCACCCCGGAGUCGACAGCGGCUUGGACCUCAGCCCUGUUGGCGCCCAGGGACUCUGCUGCCUCGGCACACACGUUGGUGACCAGCGCUGCAGCAGAGGACAGCACGUUGGCCAUGUCCUGGCACGGCAUGCCUUGCUGGAAUGGGGAGCCCUCUUCCUUGCCCGUGGUGCUGCUGAUCCUGGCAAUGGCUGCAGCUAGCUGCGUGAGGGAGAGGGCCGCGUGCAGCUGGGCUGUUUGGAGCCGUCUCUCCUCUUUCUUGCUCUCGUUCCUCCACCCGAAUAGGCUGCUCAGGAACUGGCCCCUCGGCCAUGUUCUUCGUUGCUGUGAGUCCAUCUGUUUGUUGAGAAUUUUGUUAGUUUGGAAGUUUUGGAUUUGGACUGGAAUUUGGUGGUGUUGUUACCUUUAUGUUGUUGUCCUGCUUCAGUGAGGCUUUUGGGGUUGAAUGUGCACUUUUGAAGUUCUCAUCA
Messenger RNA from Salvia miltiorrhiza (redroot sage), 1392 nucleotides. RefSeq lists its product as uncharacterized. NCBI's taxonomy places the organism in Eukaryota, Viridiplantae, Streptophyta, Magnoliopsida, Lamiales, Lamiaceae. The record is from RefSeq and is a predicted model, not a curated record. The transcript has 2 exons. Bases 819 to 1352 code for a protein of 177 amino acids.